UCCUAGGAACAUAGAAACCCCGAACUUGUUUUUGCUGACCACAAACCAAUAUGCUUCGUUCGCACAAUCCCAAUUCCCAACCAGACACUUCUGCUUACAGUGUACAAAGUAGAAAGUAGAGAGCAGAAGAGGGGGAAUUGUAAGUGCUAGGAUCGUAUUCAAUUCGACUAAUUACAUUCCAGAAGAAAAAACAGGGGAGAAGCAAAAGAGGAUGAAUAAGUCGUUAUCGCAUGGAGUCCAUAAUUGGAAGAGUUUGCAAUCGAUAGCCAAGAAGAUUGCUCACAAAUCAAAGCGCUUUUUCAGCACUUCGAAAGAGAACGAAGCAACAGCUGAAGACGUCUGCAAAAUUUUAGGGCUUAAGAACUGGCAAUUCCUCUUAGAUUCAUCGGGAGUGCCAUCAAAACUCAACCCGGACGUGCUUUACUCGGUGCUUCACAGAAGCAGAUCGGCUGUCCACCCAAAGCGCAUGCUUUUCUUCUUCGAUUGGUCCUCCCAGAAAAUGGGUAUUCCUCCGGACAUAAAUUCUUUUUCUAUUCUUGCUGUAGCAUUAUGUCAUUCCAACUUAUACUCGGCAGCAUCUAGUUUGUUGGAGAAAAUGAUUGAAUGCCCAUUUUGCAUCUUCGAUAUUUUAAGCUCAUUGCGGAAGCACUUUGAAGAAUGUGGUAGGUCUACAUCAAGUUCCCUAGUUUUUGAGUUGCUAAUUGUUGCUCUGAGGAAAAAGGGCAUGUUGAAUGAAGCUGUUUCAGUGUUUUUGGGUGUUAAAGAUGUUGAGCCUGCACCUGGUUUGCUUUGUUGUAACUCAUUGCUGAAGGAUUUAAUCAAGGGGAAUAAAAUGGAGAUGUUUUGGAGUGUUCAUAAUGCAAUGGUGGAGAGAAAUAUCGCUCCAAAUGCUUACACUUGUACUACUGUUAUUAAUGCUUAUUGCAAGUGUGGGAAUGUAGGGGAGGCCAAAAAGUUGCUCUUUGAGAUGUUAGAGAAGGGAUGGAAUUCAAAUUUGGUUACUUAUAAUGUGGUGAUCAAGGGGUUAUGUGGCUCCGGGCAUGUUGACGAGGCAGUAGAGUUGAAGAAGACAAUGGUGGAGAGGGGCCUAGGACCGGAUAGUUAUACUUAUGGCUCACUCAUAGACGGGUUUUGCAAGAAAAAAAGGUCUAAGGAAGCAAAGCUGAUUUUGAAGGAAAUGUGGGAAGUGGGUGUCAAACCCAACCAUUUUGCCUACACUCCACUAGUUGAUGGUUUAAUGAAAGAGGGUGAUAUAGAAGAAGCAUUUAAAGUCAAGGAUGAAAUGGUUGCGCGUGGGAUCAAUUUGAAUCUUGUGACUUAUAAUACUAUAUUGAGUGGGCUCUGUAAAUUAGGUAAAAUGGAGAAAGCUAUAAAUCUUAAGACUGAAAUGAUUGCCAUGGGUUUAUAUCCUGACACUCAGGCAUACAAUUAUUUGAUAGAGGGAUACUUCCUGCAGAAUAACAUGGGAGGGGCUUCUGAAAUACUGGCUGAGAUGAAAGAAAGAAAUUUGAGGCCUAAUGCAUACACUUUCGGAAACCUAAUCAAUGGAUUUUGUCUUACUGGAGAUCACAGUAAAGCAAUUCAUACACUGGAACAAAUGAUUAAGGCAGGUGUUAGAGCAAGUGCUGCUAUUCUGACUCCUAUUUUAAAAUGUUAUAUUCAGAAUGGGGAAUUCGAAGCAGCACAAACUUUCUUGGAUGAAAUGUGGUUGAAACACGUGUUGCCUGAUGUCUUUUGUUAUAAUUACAUUAUUAUUGGUCUCUGCAAAGCUGGAAGAAUGGAAGAAGCACAAGUGUGUUUAGAUAAGAUGGAGAAGAGGGAAUUAAGGCCAAAUGGAUACACUUUUGGAGCUUUUAUUUUUGCCUAUACGGAAAAGGGUGAAGUCCAAAUGGCAGAGCAGUAUUUUAAUGAAAUGCUUGGUCGAGGUAUAGCACCCGAUAUUGUGCAUUAUACAUCUAUGGUUGAUGGAUACUGCAAAUCGGGGAAUACAAUUAAAGCACUUUCAGAAUUCAGAUCCAUGCUCGGCCAAGGGCUCCUCCCAGAUGUGAAACUAUACACUGUACUUAUAAGUGGCUUUUCUAAAUGGGGAAAAUUGUCAGAAGCCAUGGAUGUUUUAUCUGAACUCUGUGAUAGGGGGUUAGUCCCUGAUGUUUUUACCUACACCUCUAUUAUUUCUGGUUUCUGCAAGAUUGGUAAAACGGAAGAGGCUUUUCAACUUCUUGAUGAAAUGUAUAAGAAGGGUAUUCUUCCCAAUAUUGCCACAUAUAAUGCCUUAAUAAGUGGACUUUGCAACUCAGGUAACCUUCUAAGAGCUAGGGACCUGUUUGAUGGAAUCCCUGAGAAGGGUUUGGCACCAAAUGGCUUGACAUAUGCUACUAUUAUAUAUGGUUAUGCAAAAAAGGGGAAUCUAGAUGAAUCAUAUCAUUUGUUUGAAGAAAUGCAAUCAAAGGGCUUUCAACCAGAUGUCUCCACAUACAGUGCUAUCAUCCAUGGAUGCUUCAAGGAAGGAGAAUCAGAAAGGGCAUUGUCGACAUUUCAAGAAUUAGUAGAGAGUGGGAUGAAAUCCUAUGAUAAAAAAGAAUUUAAGUAGGAUGAAAUCCAAUGGUAAAAAAUUUGUGUGCUGCUUAUAGGUUGAAGAAGUAAGGGUUAGAGAAGGAAAGGCGGUGAAUAUCCAUAUGUUAUGCAGCCGCAAACCAGGCCUAUUACUCUCAACCAUGAAAGCUCGUGACAACCUUGGUAUAGACAUCCAACAGGCUGUCAUUAGCUGCUUCAACGGGUUUGCCUUGGAAAUCUUUCGAGCAGAGCAAUGCAAGGAAGGUCCUGAUGUCCAUCUGAUCAAAUCAAAACUCUACGUAUGGACUCAGCGAGUUUCAACCAGAUGAUUUAAUAAGCUUUGGAGGAGCCAGUAGGGACAUUUUCUGAUGCAAGUCACAGGCAUCUUUGUUGUUCAGAUCAUCUCGCAGUUCCUCUUGGUUUGCAUAACCUUCUAGUUUCAACAUUUCAGCUUAGCACCUUAGCUUUAACCAUUUAUAUGUUUCGUCUUUUCCCGAUGGGAAACCGUUGUUAUUUGUUUUGUUAGUUCUGGAAACUGAGCAUGUAGAACAUUACUGUUCUUAAGUGGUUUCAAGCCACUUUUGCGGAAGUUUCUUUCGAUGUGUUAUCUUGUUAUGUGAAGUUAGGCACCUUAUAGAGCAUGUCUCUUCUGAAGUGCAACUUCUCAUUCUCAAGUUCAUUUAUGCUCACAGCUCACCUUGAUCG
This is a messenger RNA of Cuscuta epithymum, 3258 nucleotides long. NCBI's taxonomy places the organism in Eukaryota, Viridiplantae, Streptophyta, Magnoliopsida, Solanales, Convolvulaceae. The record is from the annotation of a GenBank genome assembly.